Molecule: messenger RNA, 3868 nt
Organism: Parasteatoda tepidariorum (common house spider)
Lineage: Eukaryota; Metazoa; Arthropoda; Arachnida; Araneae; Theridiidae
Product: dual specificity tyrosine-phosphorylation-regulated kinase 1B
Biological process (GO): peptidyl-threonine phosphorylation; protein autophosphorylation; peptidyl-serine phosphorylation
Molecular function (GO): protein serine/threonine/tyrosine kinase activity; protein serine/threonine kinase activity; ATP binding
Source: RefSeq, a predicted model, not a curated record
AAGGAUAUUCCUCCUCUUGUGUUGGCUGCUCCGCUGUGCGCCAGAAAAAUUUUUUUCGCUAUCGAUCCGAGCUAUUUUGUGUUUCUUCGGUUUUGCGCCCGAAACUUAUUGUGUGACCCCCCCCGGCUAGUGUUUAUUUAUUUUGUGUAACACAAUUAACGCAAGACCCGAGCCCCAUCAGCAAGUAAAAGUGUGGUCCAACUGACGAACCAAAAUAUUGUACACGCGUUUCGAGAUUUUCACCCAAAUCUUGAUUAAACGACGAAAUUCUGUUGUGAUCUUUUAUGUUGUGUAUUUCCUCUGUCGUUUGCUUCGAAUGUACAUGUGGGCUUGGUCGUCCAUGUUUUCGAAUGAAAAAGAGAAAUGUUUACGACAGCUGGUCCGAUAUUAUGCUGAGUGGACCGGAUUAAAAGUUCUUAUUAUAUUCCAGGAUAUGUGAUAUGAAUUUUGUGCUAUGGUGUUACGAUAAAUAAUAAACGUUCAUAUAUCUUAGUGUGGGUGAUUUGGAAAAAUUUGUUUAUGAUAUUUUUCCCGCCUAUACAACGAUAUUAAAUUAUUCUGAAUGGUCGUGUUUAUCAAUGGUGCUGGUUAGUGCCGAAGGAUCGGAGCUAAGAACUGACAUGGAAGCUCCCGAAAAUCCUAUUCUAUUACCUAAACAAACAACCUGGACCAAAGGGGAUGACCACAUGGUUUUUCUUGACAACACGCGCCUUAAAUGUGUGAAUAACACCUCUGCUACAUAUGGUCGUUUUUUUCUGGAUGUAGAAGAUGUUCGUAAAGAUAACUUUACAACUACAGUUAUAUCCGAAAAUAAGCGGGACCCAAGUGAAGCACCUUUAAGAAAGCUCAGUGUCGAUCUCAUCAAAACUUAUAAAAAAAUUAAUGAAGUUUACUAUGCAAAAAAGAAACGGAGAGCUCAACAAACCCAAGGUGAAGAUACUAGCCAUAAAAAAGAAAGAAAGGUGUACAAUGAAGGUUAUGAUGAUGAUAAUCAUGAUUACAUAAUUCGCACCGGAGAAAAGUUCAUUGAUCGAUAUGAGAUUGAUUCACUUAUUGGGAAAGGUUCAUUUGGGCAGGUUGUGAAGGCAUAUGAUCAUAAGGAUCAGUGUCACGUUGCCAUUAAAAUCAUCAAAAAUAAAAAACCAUUUUUAAAUCAAGCCCAAAUUGAAGUUAAGCUUCUAGAGAUGAUGAAUAACCAUGAAAGUGAUAGUAGUUUUGAAUUGCUCGGACAAGAUAAAAUAGUGAAACUAAAAGGUCAUUUUAUGUGGAGAAAUCAUCUGUGCCUGGUAUUUGAACUUCUGUCUUAUAACUUAUAUGACUUAUUAAGAAAUACAAAUUUUCGUGGUGUGUCUUUGAACUUAACUCGCAAGUUUGCUCAACAAAUGUGCACAGCAUUGAUGUUUUUAUCUAGUUCAGAUCUUAAUAUUAUUCAUUGUGAUUUAAAGCCUGAAAACAUUCUUCUUUGUAAUCCCAAAAGAAGCGCAAUUAAAAUUGUGGACUUUGGUAGUUCCUGUCAACUUGGUCAAAGAAUCUAUCAAUACAUUCAAAGUAGAUUCUAUAGAUCUCCUGAAGUAUUACUGGGUAUUGCAUAUGAUAUGGCUAUAGAUAUGUGGUCAUUAGGUUGUAUAUUAGUUGAAAUGCAUACAGGUGAACCACUUUUUAGUGGUGCGAAUGAAUAUAAACCACCAGGCUCUAGAAAGCUCCAUGAUAUCCUUGGAGUUGAAACCGGUGGACCUGGGGGAAGACGACUCGGAGAAACAGGUCAUUCCGUCUCUGAUUAUCUUAAAUUCAAAGAUCUCAUCAUUCGAAUGUUGGAUUAUGAUGCUAAAACAAGAAUUAGUCCAUAUCAUGCCUUACAGCACAGCUUUUUUAAACGUACAACUGAUGAAAGUACAAAUACUACUCACAGUGCCAGCACAAGUCCAGCAAUGGAACAAGGCUCUGUUUCAAAUACUGGCCCAUCUGGGUCUAGCUCUGGUAGCUCUUCCUCUUCAGCACCUCCUCAAGCAACUGGAAGGGCACGUUCUGAUCCAACACAUCAGCACCCUUAUGGACAAUUGCAGCAUAGUUAUACUCAAACUGGAUCAUGUAAUUUACAAUAUGGAACAGCUCUUAUAACUACUGCAUCUUUGUCAGCUAUGGAAUGUGAGAGCCCAAUAACUAGUAUAGCUGGCACAGGUAUAUUUCGUUCCUCUCAAAAACUGCAUGCAUGGAAUUCUAUUGGGGUAGCGAGUGCUCCUGUAACUGUUACUCCUAGUAUUGCAAGUGGAACAGUUACAGUUGGUCAACAUACUCACUCUAGUGCUCCUGCUAGUCGUGCAGGAUAUUCUCAUCUUCAUAGCCAUAACCAUUCCUAUCGAAGACACCUUCAUCCAACACAGUCAAGUGCAUCACAUGUAAUGGGUGCAGUUGGUUUUGAUCCCCUCCAGUCUUUCCAGCCACCAUCAACUUUUAGUGCUGUCAACAACAGUCGAAGCCAAGCAUGCUCUUCCUCAACAACUGUGUCUUCCCAACUAAUGCCGAUGGACGCUAGCAAUAGCCUCUUUACUUCAAUAGAUUGUGCACCUACAUCUUUGAAUGUACAACUGGGGGGCUAUCAACCAGUACUCUACACUGGAGCAGUGUAUAGUGUGCAAACAACAGUUCCUUCAUACCUAGGCACAAACUUUUCUCAAUUGGGUUUACAUCAGUCCCCCACCACACAGCCUUCCACAGAAAUUUCAUCUCAAAAACAAUCAUCUGAAAGGGAAGAAUCACCAAUGGUUGGUGUGUGUGUUGAGCAAAGUCCUGUUGCUAGCCAUUGACAAAGAUAUCCCUGUAGUAUAUUAGAUUUAUUGGCAAAUAACUGUUCUUUCGCCAUUUUCUUUAUUUUUCAAAAGCUUCAUACUAAUAAGCUAAUCAAAAACUAUUUAUUAAAAUUGUUAAAAAUCAUUGAGAAGACCAUGGCAAAAGAACAGUACUUUUCCAACAUUGAAAGAAUUCCACUGGCAGUAGUGUAGAAGUCACUGAUUUAUUUUGUAAAUAGUAUAUAGCUAUGUGACUAUUUAUUGCUUUGCCAGUGGAAGCAUCAUAUAAAUAGUAUCAUUCUAUGAUGAAAUAUAUCAUAGAAGAGUCAUGAAGUAGAAGCAUAGCACAUGUUUUCAGUGAUAAUUUUUCCUCAGUUUAUUUGAAAUGUAAAUAAGAGAGGUAUUUCUCUCUUGUAUAGUUUUUCUGCAUUUGUGUACAUAUUAUACAUAAACACAUGUAUAUAUAUAUUUACAUACACACUCACAUAUAUAUAUAAAUAUAUAUAUUUAUAAAUAUAUCUAUAUAUAUAAAUAUAUAUAUUCACAUACAUACGUACAUACACAUAAUACAUUAAUAAUGUAUUCAUAUAAUGCAGUCAGCAAUCAAUAACUUCUGCUUAAACCUAUAUUGUCACUCAUAUUACCUUCCUGAAGAUUCAAAUAAUAUUUUUAUUCUGUCAUGGGACGUCAGGGUUUAAUCAUCUUAAUCAGACUUAUUUAUCUGAAAUUCAUAAGUUCAUGUCAUGUUGUCCAUGUUUGAAAUUUUAGGAAGGUAAAUGUGUUGUCUUUCAUCUGAUGAGUUUCUAAAUAAAAAAAAUCAUAAAUAAUGUUCCUAGAUUUUUGUUUAUUUUGAUUUGUUAACUGUUUUACUCAAAUUUGAUACAAACUUUUGUCUCAUUUCUCCCAAACUGAUUUAUUUUUAUGACCUUUUUUAUUGUAUGUUGAUAUCAUCUCUCAAAAAUGUAGUUAAUCACAAGCCAUUAACUUGACUUAUUAUUUAUUUUAUAGUUACAUAAUUUAUUCACAUCUUGAUUCAUAGUUUUUAUAAAAUAUGUUGAAAUAAAAAUUUGAGUUGUUGCAUU